Messenger RNA from Geodia barretti, 870 nucleotides. The record is from the annotation of a GenBank genome assembly. Lineage: Eukaryota; Metazoa; Porifera; Demospongiae; Tetractinellida; Geodiidae.
GUGGCACGCCGUAGUGGCCUUGGGAAGGGUCUUGGGGCUCUGAUCCCGACCGAGUCGGAAACGACCGAGUCGGCCUUCCAAGACAUAGACAUAGUUCACAUCGUGCCCAACCCCUACCAACCGAGGGGCCGAUUCGACGAGGAGACCCUGACGGCAUUGGCAGCGUCUAUUGCUGAGGUGGGAAUUAUACAACCUAUAAUUGUCCGUCAAGCCACAGAAGGGUAUGAGAUUAUAGCUGGUGAGCGGCGUUGGCGUGCUGCUCAACGGGCCGGUCUCAGGAGCAUCCCCGCGCUUGUGCGCUCUGCCGACGACAAGGGAGCGCUUGAGGCCGCGGUCGUCGAGAACGUCCACCGCCAGGAUCUCAACGCCCUCGAAGAGGCUGCUGCCUACCGGCAACUGAUGGACGAUUUUGGCCUCACCCAGGAGGAUGUCGCGGCUCGGGUUGGCCGCUCCCGCUCCGCGGUCGCGAACACCGUGCGCCUGUUGAACUUGGCUCCCUCGGUGCAGCGACUCGUGGUGGAGGGCCAUCUCUCAGCAGGCCACGGCCGAGCCUUGCUUGCUCUUGAGGACGACGAGGCUCGUCAAGCUCUGGCAGAGGAGAUUGUCCGCGAGAACCUGACGGUGCGGGAGGCCGAGCGGCGGGUCGCUGAGAACCACGCGGCCUCACAGGAAAUCGUCGCAGCGCAGUCCGGCGACAACGGAGAGCCUGGCUCCGAUGAGAUUCAAGCUGGCGUCCUUGAGUUGGAGGACCUCCUGUCGACGAGACUCGACACUCGGGUGUCCGUCAAGCUGGGCAAGAGCAGGGGCAGGAUCACGAUCCAGUUCAGCGGGCUGUCCGACUUGGAGCGCAUCUAUCACUUGAUCAUGUGA